Molecule: messenger RNA, 3735 nt
Organism: Penicillium malachiteum
Lineage: Eukaryota; Fungi; Ascomycota; Eurotiomycetes; Eurotiales; Aspergillaceae
Product: WD40 repeat domain-containing protein
Exons: 6
Coding region: 1-3735 (1244 amino acids)
Molecular function (GO): protein binding
Source: RefSeq, a predicted model, not a curated record
AUGGAAUCAAGAGCCAAGAGCUGGGAAGCAGAAAAUAUCACUCUUCAAACGUCACGAUCUAAGACUCGGAAAGCACCACAAAAAGCCCGAAGAAGCAUCGAACCCACUCUCCUCCUCCUCCUCCUCUUCCCAGAAUGUCUUACCUGUCAGAACGCAGAUUCUCCCACUCAAGCUGAUGAGCCCAAGAAUCUUUGGGAAGAAGCCUACAAUCUCCUGGAUGCAAGUCAAAAGGAAAUUCUAGCGACUUUGAAGGUUCCCUCGGGUUUGAAUGACAACGACGCCUCGAAAACCACAGACGUUAUCGAUCAAGUGAUCAAAAAAACGGAAACACAAUAUGAAGCAUACAAGAAUGGUGGUCUGAAGAUUCCAACUUUGAAAGGAGAGGAUAUCAACGUUCGCCAGUUGUCGGAAAAGGUCAUCAAUGCUGCUUUGAAAUUUAAGGAUAUUGUCACUCCUUUCACAGCACUUGACCCCACUGAACAUGCAUCAAGUGCUUGGGAGACCGUGUUGCUUGGAUUGACGAUGAUGAAAAACCACUACGAUUCGCGAAACGCCUUGUUCCGAUCUUCGGAGUAUCUGGCGGAUACCUUGAGCCAAAUUGCCUUAAUCGAGAUGUAUUUCUAUUGCAGCGGAGAUUCCGUGGCUGCGAAAAGGCAAAAUAUCGGUGAAGCAAUUACUCGAGUCUACAAAGCCAUCCUAAUCUACACAGUGAAGGUACGAAACGCACAGAAUUCCUCAAAGGUUCGGAAAGCGAUGGAGUAUGUCACUGCGAUGACAAGUGAAUCGCUCAAAGAGCUUCAGAAAUCCGUCAACCAGGAAGAACACUCUCUGCAGCAAUGGAUUAAUAUGGUUCAAAAUUUACAGCGCAGAAAAGAGGCAAAAGAAAUGUUGAACAAGAUUGACCGAACCUUUUUGGGUCUGAAAAUUCUGCUGAAUGACUUUAUCCUUGAUAAGCUGAACAGCCUCGAUGCUGCUCGCUUUGACAGCCCAGCAGGAGAGGACAGUCUACUGGACGAUCUUCAAGGUACGUGUCAACCCGGAACAAGGACUGAACUCCUUGCCGAGGUGAUGGACUGGGCAACAUCUCCUCAUGUCAAACCAAUAUUUUGGUUGAAUGGCAUGGCAGGGACUGGCAAAUCUACCGUAUCUCGAACAUUGUCCGGUCUGCUCGAAGAGAGAGGGCUUCUUGGUGCAAGCUUCUUCUUCAAGCGAAAUGAAGGUGAUCGAAGAAAUGCGAAACGACUGUUCCCUACCAUUGCAAAACAACUUUCGCACAGGAUACCUCGAAUUAUACCUGAAAUCACAGAGGCAGUGCGAGGAGGAGUCCCACAAAAGACAAUUGAACGGCAAUGUGAACUUCCCUUGCAACAUCCAUUACUCAAUCUGGCCCAGUCAUAUCAAACAAUGGAAUCUCUGGUGGUCGUCAUUGAUGCACUUGACGAGUACGAUUCUCCAAGAGAUAUUGCAACUUUCUUGAGACUGAUAUCAGAGACAGCGCAGAAUCAACUAAUUCCCUUGCGUAGACCUGAUUUACCAAAGGGCCUUGGCUUCGAUGAAAUUGAAAAUCAGGAUCACCAGGGUGUGGUCUUACAAGAUAUCCUGGAGCCAAUUAUCAAACGGGAUCUAUCAAUGUUCUUGACAUGUCAAUUUGAAAAUAUGGGCGAGAAAGACUGGCCCGCUACAAUCUGUCGUUUUGUUGGAGAUUCACUCUGGCUGCCCAGGGAGCGUCUCAAUGACUUUCUAGCAAAUCCAGCCAUCACGUCUGAUGCAGGGAUGAAUCGAACAUAUCUGCCAAUUCUGGAACAACCCUUGAAGAAGCUUUCCAAGAAUGAAAAGCAAAAGCUCAUGCGAGAGUCUCAUGACAUAAUUGGUGUUCUAAUCCUCUUUGCGACUCCCGUCUCACUCAGUGCAUUGGCUCAGUUGACUGGUGCCAGAGUGAACAGCGUUACAAAUAGACUGAAGUCUUUUCGCUCAGUCCUGAGUUUCUCAGAUGAUGAAAACCAGCCUGUUAAAGCCUUGCAUUUAUCAUUCCGAGAUUUCCUUUUGAGCACUGAUAGUGAAUUCCACGUGGAUGAAAAACGACUACAGAAGACGAUUGCAAUCAACUGUCUUCGUAUUAUGGAGUCACUCCGAAGGAACAUUUGUGAUUUAUCAAAUAUGGCCACAGAAGGCGCGGAUAUUUGGAGUAAGACCAUCAAGCAACGCAUUCCACCUGAGCUGCAAUACUCUUGUCGUAAUUUGGUAUACCAUGUCAAGAGUUGCCAAGAAGAGAAUCAUCGAGAACAGGAUUGGGAAGUCUCCAAGAUUCUCUACUCUGAGAUUCUCACGUUCUUACAGAAGCAUUUAUUACAUUGGCUUGAGGUUCUGAGUCUCAUGGGGAUUCUGAGAGAUGCCUUGAAUAUAGUUGACUCACUCCACUCAAUUUUUCAAAGUGACACAAUGCCAGAGCUAGGAAGCUUCCUGCUAGAUGUGAAGAGAUUUAUUGUAAGGAAUUUCGAGGGGGUGGAGAUGGCACCACUGCAAAUCUAUGUCUCGUCGUUGUUAUUCUCUCCGCAUAACAGUCUAGUUCGGAAACAAUUUCAAGACGAAAUCCCUGCGUCAAUCUCAAGACAGCCAGUCGUUGAAAAAGACUGGAGUCCACUUCUCCAUACGUUGGCUAGUUAUUUUACCUUUUUCGUUCAGUUUUCGCCAGAUGGCCAGCUACUUGCCACAGCACCAGAUCCAAACACGACACUAUCAGUUCACCUAUGGAAUACUACGACAUGGGAUCUCUGUAAAACACUUGAACAUCCUCGGCCUUCUCCGGUCAGGUUUUUUAGAUCCAUUCCUUGUAUCAGUUGUGUUGCAUUUUCUCCUCAAGGAAACUUCCUGGCUGUAGGCUCAAGCGAGGGACUAGGGGUUAUUUGGGAUACAGCAUGUUGGCAAAAAAGGCACACGCGAGACUACAAAGAAUCGAUUAGUUCGAUUGCGUUAUCAUGUGAUGGGCUAUUAGCCACAGCUUCAAGCAAUGGAAUAUGGGUGUCUGAUAUUGCCCUCACAAAUGGACGGUUUUCGGCUGACGUUCGGACUCAAGGCAUAGAUGGAAAUGACCUUGUAAGGUUCUCUCCAAAUGGAAAGGUUCUAGCUAUGAGUGACUCUGAAGGAGUUAGGAUCUGGAGAACAGAGACAUGGAGUCUUGUUAACAAAUUCAAUUUCACUGCUCGGACCUUGAACUUUUCGCCAAAGGGGACAUAUCUGGGUAUUGCCACACCAGACACGAUCCUUUUCUUGGACAUCGCAUCAUGGAAGGUCGUUUCGACGGAAGAACUCGCUCCAAAUUCAGCGAUCCAUGAGAUUUCAUUCUCACGAGAUGAACAUCAUAAUGCAGCAUCAUCGGAUUCUAAGGACAUUCGCCUUGGCAAAGUAGUUCAAGAUGGUACUAGCUCUCCGAUGGACAUUCAAGGACAUGGAGGUUUUACUCGAGCCAUAUGUUUCUCUCCUACUCAGGAUAUACUAGCAUCGUCAGCUACUGAUCACAAAGUAAAGCUUUGGAUGACUCCGCCAGACAUAGUCACGCACUCGCAUCAUUCUUCGCCUCAUGAGGACUAUGUGUUUUAUGUGGCAAUUUCUCCAACGGGCGAGCAUGUAGCGUCGUGUUCCCCGGGUCCUAGGUCUUUGUCUGGAAUGUUGAGACUGAAAGCCUGUAUGCUUGUUGGGAUACUGGAACAGAUGAUCCUGAUUACAUGGGCCAUCUAG